Messenger RNA from Sclerotinia trifoliorum, 831 nucleotides. The record is from the annotation of a GenBank genome assembly. NCBI's taxonomy places the organism in Eukaryota, Fungi, Ascomycota, Leotiomycetes, Helotiales, Sclerotiniaceae.
GGAAAUUAGAUUUCGAGGAUAUGUCUUUGAUGGAAAAGCAAACGAACAAACUCAGGGCACACAUCGUACCAGGCACUCUCAUCGAUCUUGGAUUGCAUAGUAUACAAUGAAUGGAAAGUUUCGAAAGGUUGCAAAAUACAAUUUCUUCAUAUCAAAUGUGCUACUGGCUCCAGGAAGUCUUUCUUCUUCUAUUAUUGCUAGGAGCAGCUUCAAAAGACAGCAGUAUCAAGUCAAUCAUCAAAUACGGCUCAGGGUCCUACCGAAUCGAGGAAAACCACCGAAAGUCAAAUCCGUUGCACAGUUUUUUUUUUCGAGUCCGGAAAAACGGCGUCCCAUCUAUUUGGGAACGUUCUAGCCUCGAUAAUGGCUCGAAUUCCUGAGCUGGAUGACCUAUUCGCAGGGCUCAUCCUCAGAAGUUAGACAAGAAGCCGCAGAAAUUGAAACAGACUCCAGGCAAAGUAGAAAAGUAUCUUUGGGAUGAAAUGAUUGUUGAGAACUUCGCGCAAAAUCUAGAACCACGGCAACAUCUGUACAAUCUGCUCGAUGGAGCUUAGAAUAUCAGUGCGAAGAUGUAGACGCACAGGGAAUACUUGCAUUUCGUCGGUGGCUCGACUACGUAUCCAGAUAAUGAUGACCGGCAUCCCAGAAACUGAUACUAGAUCACCAGCAACUCGUACUAUAAAUGUAACUUCACAGGCUCAAGCUGAAUUUGAAAAUCAAAAUCCAUACCAUAUCGAUCUGGACGGCGCAGACGAGCGAGCAACAAAAGGAAAACCUGAAAAGGGACCUCAUAAAUACUUAUCACUGACUGCCGAAUUAAAGAUCUCAAAA